AUGCCUACCUUACCUCCACCACCUUCCACAAGGGCCACCGUAAUGAUAAACAAUAUAUCCACUGUAACGAAUGUGGGCCCUUCACCGACGGUCCUUCCUACCCGCGAUAUCACGGAAUCCUCCAGUCCGAUCAGCAAUAAUCUGACGCAAGCCCCAGCGGAAACCGCGAUCCCCACCCCGACGCAAUCAUCCUCCAAAACAAGGGUUGACCGGGCUACCGUGGGGCUCAGCAUCGUGCUGGGCUUGAUCUCGGCGACGACGAUGGUGUAUGUUGGCCUUCGGGUCUUCAACAAGGUCAAACCCCGCGUGAUACAAGCAAUCCUCCAUGCCAGGUCUGAGACCACUAUCGAAGUUUAUAGAGAGAUGUCUCCGUCCUCGGCUGGAAUGACGUCGCUGAUCACGCCUCAAGGAACCCAGUCCCCUCCGCAGACGAGGGAUAAACGCGCCACGUUCUUGUCCGAAAGACGCUCUGCCGGAGACGUCGAAGCUGGGAGAGCGCUGCCAGGACAAAAUCUUGCUCGUGGAAGUCGUCGAGAGCUUCCACCACUCAUCCAAACUUCUACGCGGGGGUCCGCACUCUCCAAUAGUGGCAACGGUUCAUUAGCGUCUCUUCCUUCGUACCGUUCUCAAAUGUGA
This is a messenger RNA of Pleurotus ostreatus (oyster mushroom), 636 nucleotides long. RefSeq lists its product as uncharacterized. The coding region runs from base 1 to 636 and encodes 211 amino acids. The record is from RefSeq and is a predicted model, not a curated record. The transcript is spliced from 6 exons. Lineage: Eukaryota; Fungi; Basidiomycota; Agaricomycetes; Agaricales; Pleurotaceae.